Molecule: messenger RNA, 1124 nt
Organism: Rhizophagus irregularis DAOM 181602=DAOM 197198
Lineage: Eukaryota; Fungi; Glomeromycota; Glomeromycetes; Glomerales; Glomeraceae
Biological process (GO): protein homooligomerization
Source: RefSeq, a predicted model, not a curated record
AAAAAAAUAUCAUAUGAUCAACAAUUAUUUUAACCGCUACCUUAAAUUGGUUUAUUUACUUUACUUUUUCAGUUUAUUAUUAAUUUGAUAUUUAUUUUUAGUCAUGACAGAUUCAUAUCUGGUAAGAGUUGGAGGUAAAGUCUUUGAAUUUUCUGAAACAAGUUUACAAACAGAUGCACCAAACUUAUUUACAGAAAUGCUUUGGGGAGGAGAAGUUUAUGGAGAAAAAGAAAUAUUUUUUGAUCGAGAUCCUGUAAUAUUUGAAGUAAUUUCUAGAUACUUACGUGGUUAUGAAAUAUUUCCAAUUUCAUCCAUAAAUUUACCAGUUGGAAUGUCAGAAAAUGUAUUUCGUCAAAAUUUAUUAAGAGAUGCAAAAUUUUUUCAAUUAUCAAAACUUUCAGAAUCUAUGAUUACAUUGGAUACAAGGAUUGGAGAUAUUUUUAAUAGUCAUUUUAAAAUUGAGAAAAGAUUAACUGAUAUUGACCCACUUCUCUUACAAUUAAAGAGAUUUGGUGAUAAACAAUAUGUAAUUUAUAAAAGUGAAGGAAUGCCUGUUGUAUUAUUUCAUAUGGGUGGUGUUAUAUGUGAUGUAUCUCCACUUAAUUCUAUUGAAUGGAAAUUUCAACCAGUAAAUUUAGAACAUAGUAGAAUUAUAAGAGAUAUUAUUAUAAAUGUUAUUGGUGAAGAUUAUGAUCAAAAAAAUGAUAUUUUUAAUGGAAUUAAAAGUGUUAGUGCAUUUGAAAUUGAUGGUCAAAAAGUUUAUGGUAGUGAGAUUUAUAUGAAAUUUAAGGAUAAAACUGCCGAAGUUGAUAAACAAGGAAGAAUAAGAUUUUUAUUAAGUAAAUUGAUUUUUAGUUUAGAAGUUAUUAAUGAACAUCAACAAAGUAAUCCUAUUGGAGGUUCAUCUGCUGGAGGAAAAAUCAAGCAUAGAAUUAAACCUGUUUGGGGUACCGGAAUUACUGAGCCUACUUGGUUGGCUCAUAGAGGAACUUGAAAAAAAAAGAUUUCAUUGGGGGUAAUUAAUUAAUUCUUAAUUAAUUAUUUAAUUAGGUUCCUAUAUUUUGUGUAAAUUUUUUUUUUUUUUUAUUUUAUUUUAUUUUUAGAAACUUUCAAAAAAAACAUAC